This is a messenger RNA of Oncorhynchus kisutch (coho salmon), 4050 nucleotides long. RefSeq names its product abl interactor 1. Lineage: Eukaryota; Metazoa; Chordata; Actinopteri; Salmoniformes; Salmonidae. The record is from RefSeq and is a predicted model, not a curated record. Gene Ontology annotation, biological process: neuron migration. Gene Ontology annotation, molecular function: signaling adaptor activity; SH3 domain binding. Gene Ontology annotation, cellular component: actin-based cell projection; SCAR complex; lamellipodium.
GGCGAAGGAGUUUUUUUUUUUCCGUGGCAGAGCUGGUUGUUUCAAACCUCAGUCAAAGCGAAAGCGAAGUCGCUAUGCGGGGAGAUGUAAGAUGGCAGAGCUGCAAAUGUUGCUAGAGGAAGAAAUUCCAGCCGGCAAAAGAGCUCUUGUAGAGAGUUACCAGAAUCUCACACAAGUAGCAGACUACUGUGAAAACAAUUAUGUUCAGGCCCAGGACAAGAGGAAAGCUCUGGAGGAGACCAAAGCCUACACCACCCAGUCCCUGGCCAGCGUGGCGUACCAGAUCAAUGCCUUAGCCAACAACGUGCUGCAGCUGCUGGACAUCCAGGCAUCACAGAUGUGCCGAAUGGAGUCCUCAAUCAAUCACAUCUCUCAGACGGUGGACAUCCACAAAGAGAAGGUGGCCAGGCGAGAGAUCGGGAUCCUCACCACCAACAAGAACACAUCGAGGACCCACAAGAUCGUCGCCCCCGGCAACAUAGAGCGGCCCGUGAGGUACAUCAGGAAGCCCAUCGACUACAACGUGCUGGACGACGUUGGCCAUGGGGUCAAGUGGCUCAAAGCCAAGCAGCAUGGAAACAAUCAGCCAAUCAAAGGAGGAGGAGGAACACUAUCGAGGACCAAUCCGCCGACACAGAAACCUCCUAGCCCGCCGCCCAUGACAGGUACCAUGUCAGGGCGUGGAACUCUGGGACGCAGCACGCCCUGUAAAACUCUGGAGCCGGUGAAACCACCCACAGUGCCAAACGACUAUAUGACCAGCCCUGCUCGACUAGGCAGCCAGCAGAGCCCUGGACGUACUGCAUCUCUCAACCAGAGACAAAGAACCCACAGUGGUAGUAGUGGGGGUAGUGGCAGCAGGGAGAACAGCGGGAGCAGCAGUAUUGGCAUUCCCAUGGCCGUGCCUACGCCCUCCAUUCCCAACUCUGGACCAGCGGUGGCCCCCGGGCCUGGUCUUGGCCCCAUCCCCAUGUCCCAGUUCGGCACCAUCUCGCGGCAGAUCUCACGGCACAACUCUACCACCUCUUCGGUCUCCAUGGUUUCGGCCACGGGCACCUACCGUCGGGCGCCGUCCGUCACCUCCCAGUUCUCCCUGCAGCAGCAGCAGCAGAUACAGCAGCCGUACAUUAACGGGGGAACCUCAACCUACCCCCAGAACUCAACUGCCCCUCCUCCCCCCAUGCCCCAGCUGACUCCACAGAUACCUCUGACAGGCUUUGUGGCCAGGGUGCAGGAGAACAUUGCGGACACCCCUACUCCGCCUCCCCCUCCUCCGCCCGAUGACCUGCCCAUGUUUGAUGAAGCUCCUCCCCCUCCUCCGCCGCCACCAGUUGACUACGAGGAAGAGGAAGCGGCUGUAGUUCAGUACAGCGACUCGUAUGCUGAUGGAGACCCCCAGUGGGCGCCCAAGAGCUACAUGCAGAAAGUGGUGGCCAUCUACGACUACACUGCGGAUAAAAACGAUGAGCUGAGCUUCAUGGAGGGAGCCAUCAUCUACAUCAUUAAGAAGAACGAUGAUGGCUGGUUCGAGGGAAUCAGUAGCGGAGUCACGGGCCUAUUCCCCGGAAACUACGUAGAGUCCGUCAUGCACUAAGCUGACUGGAGGGACCCUACUGCACUCUAUUGUGCUUCUACUACAGACGUCUGACCUUACGAAGGAUAGGGAAGUGCUUUUGGAUAUGACAGAAUGUUUGGUCUCUUACUAAUUGCAAAUAAAUCUAAAUACAAAAUAUCUAUUUACUUUAUUUUGUUGGUGGUGUUGUGGGUUGAGGGGCAUAAAGUAUAUAACGAAUGAAUAGGACAAGGCUGAUGAUGUACUCACAAGUGCUGUGAUGUAGGGAUGUUUUCAAAGACCAGGCAGUGGAGGCAGCUGAGGGGAAAGACGGGGCUCAUAACAAUAGGUGGAACGGAGUAAAUGGAAUGGCGUCCAAAAACCUGGAAAACCACGUGUUUGAUCCCGUUCCACUGAUUCCGCUCCAGCCAUUACCACAAGCCCAUUCUACCCAAUUAAGGUGACACCCACCUCCUUUGAGACCAGGGUAACGUUAGCUGAAGGACAUCCUGCCUUUACGUGUUCUUCCUGUUUACAUAUGCACGACAUAACAUCUGACCCCAACUAUUCAUCUAUUGAACUACACAUUUCUUAUUUCUUAUGAAGUAUUAAUGUCUUUAUGAGUGUAUCACGAGAGGUAUGCUAUACGGAGACGAUGUCUGUCAGACGGCAUGUAAUGCAUAUGUAAACAUGAGGCGAUCUUGUGUAGACCUUCAGUGGAAGUGCUACUUUCUGUUAAUUGUGUAUAAUGUGAGCUGUAGCCUGUUGGGUGUCUGUAGUGUAAAAUCAGUGAAUGUCAAUCGCAGUAUCUCAAGCAGGCUACUUACCACACAAACACACAUGCAAAUGUCCUACAGAAUAUUCUGUUUGAUUUCCUUAAUUUUUUAUUUUAUUUAACUUUUUUGACAAUACAAAAACAAUAGACAACUCGACAUUUACAUACACACAUUUGAACAAACAUGAAUAACCUCCCCCUUUGCCCCUUGGUCAGACCCACCCCCUUGGUCAGACCCUCCCCCUUGGUCAGACCCUCCCCCUUGGUCAGACCCUCCCCCUUGGUCAGACCCUCCCCCUUGGUCAGACCCACCCCCUUGGUCAGACCCACCCCCUUGGUCAGACCCACCCCCUUGGUCAGACCCACCCCCUUGGUCAGACCCACCCCCUUGGUCAGACCCUCCCCCUUGGUCAGACCCACCCCCUUGGUCAGACCCUCCCCCUUGGUCAGACCCUCCCCCUUGGUCAGACCCACCCCCUCGCCCAUCCUGCCAGUCAUCCCCUGGACGUCUCCAAAACGUCAUGCCAUAUAGCUUCAAACUGCCCUUUUCUGCAUCUCUCUGUUGCCCAAAUUGUUCAAUAUUUAGAUAACGCAUUUGAUUAAUUGAUUUAAACACUUUAUUUUAUGAUUUGACAAUUUUAAAAAAACUACAAAAGUUGUCAGAAGCCUGAUCCAUUUUGGAUAUUCAAUUUUAAAUCUUUUUUGCUUUUUAUGAAUAAAACCUUUUUAUUUCAGUCAUUCCUGAAGUCGGAGCAUAAAGCAAAAUCUAAUACAAAUGUAUAGCCUGUUUAAUUAUGCUUCCAUUUUGUUGUAAUACUUUCAAUUUAGGCUUAUUAAAUUGUCUAGACACAAGGCAUUCUGGGACGACUUGGUUUUAUUUUCAAAAUGCUUUUAAUUUGUUUUUAAGAAUAUUCCAUUUACAUGAUAAAUUCUUUCAUCUGGUAACGCAGUGAAAAGCAACACCAUUACGUCGUGACUCCCCAGUUUGUAAAUGACACCUUUUCACUAUUUCGAGUUCCACGUCUAUUUUAAGAAAACGUUGUAGUACACGUCUAAUCUGAAAUCUGACAAAAUGAUUUAUCUGUAGGUAUUUUUUGGGGAUCAAAGUAUAUAAUGUGAACAGUAUUUAUGAUCCAUUGUUCUUCAUGCCAUUUUUGUGGGCUUAGUUUUCAAAACCGUUUAGUCAUGGUGUUAUUGAAAAAAAAAAAAAAUUGCCAUUUGACUAUUCUGUGAUAAUGGUGAUCAACAUGACAUCUCAUAGACCUCAGUCUUCACAUAGAAGAAAAAAACAACCUGGAUCACAUGGCUUUAGAACGGUCAUAGUUUUUAACCCAUAAUGGUUUGAGAACUCAGGUCUGGUUCUUCUUUCAUUGUUCCAAAUUGACCCCGACCAUUUUGUCCAUACUCAUCUAUGGCUGUAGGCUCCUCCCCCUCCAUCUCUGAGGAAUUACGUUUGACUAUCGAUCCAUCCAUGACAAUUCAGGUUGGUGUUUUCAUUGGUUUAAAAAAAAAAGUUAGUUCCUACAUGAUACGUCUUUCCUGUCCGUGGAAGUUCACUGCGUUUAAUAACCCCUUCAGUAUAUAGCAGCUAAUGCCUUGUUAUAGUCAGAUACAAGUGUUCCAACUCAAUGGGUAGCAAUAUCUAAGCUCCGCCCUUAAUGUGUAUAUAUGUUAAUUUGUUUUUGUAUGUACAGCCUUUUGUAAUAAACCAUUCUCCUACAUA